CAGCGCAUAAACACUCCGCCGACCUCACUGGUCCGCCAUCUUCUAGCCAAUAACCGGGCCAAAAAUAACAUACUGCGUUUAAACAAAAAAAAUACUCGGGGCGCAGUUUUAUUUAAUUUUUUUUCUUCCCUUCUCCACAUCGAGAAAUAACUGAGUUGUGUUUUUGCUCCACUGAAUCAUGAGUGACGCGGAGGAUGGGCACUAUAAAGCACGGGGGUCACGCUCCCCAUCUAAAUCGGAUCGGGGGAGUCCAGCUCGGGUGAAGUCGGAGAGCAGGUCCGGCUCCCCGAGCCCAGCCCGGGCCGCCAAACGCUCUGGGUCCAGAUCCCGCUCCAGGUCAAGAUCUAGGUCUCAAUCUAGGCGGCACUCAAACCGCCGCUAUAGCCGCUCACGUUCUCGGUCCUAUUCCCAGCGGAGGAAGUCCCGCUCACGUUCCUACAGUCCUGAGUACCGCCGCAAGAAGAGCCAGAGCACCUCCCCUAUGUCCAACCGGCGCCGUCAUACUGGCAGCAGGAGCCAUGACUUCCCAAAAGAAGCAAACAGUCAGGGUGGAGAUCCUGAUGUAAGGGCGAACCCUGACCCCAGCACGUGUUUGGGGGUGUUUGGCUUGAGCCUGUACACUACAGAGCGUGACCUGAGGGAGGUGUUUUCUCGCUACGGUCCUCUGGCAGGGGUCAAUGUGGUGUACGACCAGCGCACGGGACGCUCCCGCGGCUUUGCGUUUGUUUACUUCGAGAGAAUUGAUGAUUCCAAAGAGGCAAUGGAGCGAGCCAAUGGCAUGGAGCUGGACGGGAGGCGCAUCAGAGUGGAUUAUUCCAUUACUAAACGUGCUCAUACCCCCACACCAGGAAUCUACAUGGGCCGACCAACUCACAAUGGUGGCGGCGGCAGCAGCAGCGGCGGAGGUGGUGGCGGCGGCGGUGGUGGAGGAGGAGGUGGUGGUGGUGGUGGUGGUGGAGGAGGAGGAGGAGGAGGAAGUGGCGGCAGGAGGGGGAGAGACUCUCAUUAUGACCGUGGCUAUGAGCGCUACGACAGAUAUGAUGAGUACGACUAUAGGUACAGCCGCAGGCGCUCUCCGUCGCCGUACUACAGCCGAUACAGGUCUCGCUCACGGUCUCGCUCCUACAGCCCACGGCGAUACUAAGUUUCUUCCUUCAACGCUCGACUUCCCUCCAAUAAUUGAUGGUGUGUGUGUGUGACUCAUCAAGGUGUUUCUGAGGGGAACAUUUUGAAUUAGCAUGUCUAUAUCAACAGAACUUUAAAAGUCUGAGAUGGUUCUUGUUCACAUGCAAUAGAUGUCUUAAUUUUUAGACGUUUUGAUGCAUCCAUGUUGAGUGUGAGCAAAGAACUCAUGCUUCAUUCUUAGAUUUGCAUCCUUCCUUCCCACUUCACUUUCUGCAGCAAUGCAACCUCUUUUCCCUGUUUUAAGUGAUGGUUAAAUAAGAUUUAUUGCACUGAUCACUGUUAACGUGGCCCUUGUCAUGAUCGGGAAAGUAAACUGGGUUUUUGUAAAUAAUGGUGACACUUAAUUUUACAACCUGUUUUAAGUAAAUGGAACGAUGCACUCAAUGUUCAGAUCACAGAUUGAUCUCAAUGUUAACUGGUAAGUAGCAGGUAAUUCAGGCUUUAAAAUGUAGUGCCAUCACUAGUUGGUUCUUUGCUCACAUUAAUUUCUUUUUUUAGUCAAGGAAGUCAUUGUUUGAGUUUCUCUAGUUUUAUUAUGUAGUACAUUUUUUAUUGUUGUUUCUUUGUAUGGAAAUACAAAUAUAUGAAAACUCCAAA
Anoplopoma fimbria (sablefish) is the source of this 1782-nucleotide messenger RNA. It is a transcript of the gene tra2a, whose product is annotated as transformer 2 alpha homolog. Gene Ontology annotation, biological process: positive regulation of mRNA splicing, via spliceosome. Bases 179 to 1144 code for a protein of 321 amino acids. Gene Ontology annotation, cellular component: spliceosomal complex. The record is from RefSeq and is a predicted model, not a curated record. Gene Ontology annotation, molecular function: RNA binding. Lineage: Eukaryota; Metazoa; Chordata; Actinopteri; Perciformes; Anoplopomatidae. The transcript is spliced from 9 exons.